Poecilia latipinna (sailfin molly) is the source of this 771-nucleotide messenger RNA. It is a transcript of the gene sst1.2, whose product is annotated as somatostatin 1, tandem duplicate 2. Gene Ontology annotation, molecular function: hormone activity. The record is from RefSeq and is a predicted model, not a curated record. Gene Ontology annotation, biological process: regulation of cell migration. The transcript has 4 exons. Lineage: Eukaryota; Metazoa; Chordata; Actinopteri; Cyprinodontiformes; Poeciliidae. The coding region runs from base 265 to 645 and encodes 126 amino acids. Gene Ontology annotation, cellular component: extracellular region.
CCGUUGUCUUUGUGGAGAUGUGCGCUGCGGCGGCUGAUGGCUUCCUGCUUUUAUUGUCUCCAUUUAAAGAGGAUGAGGACUAAUGGACUUCUGUUUAACUUUAACUCGGCGUUCCUUCAUCGCCCUGCAGCUGCCAAUCAGCUGCACCGAGUCACGUGACCCUCAGGUGGGGGGAGGCCUCAUAAGAGCAGCAGCAGCAGAACCAGCAGCUCAGAACCAGAGCCAGCACCAGGACCAGCAGGAGAAACCCGACCAGAACCCAGUAUGCAUCACGCUCGCUGUCCCGCCAUCUUGGUCCUCGCUGCGCUGGCCGCGCUCAGUCUGGGCGUUUUGUCUCAGGCCGACAGAGACCAGGACCCCUACCAGAACCAGAACCUGGACCUGGACCUGGAGCUGCGUCACCACCGGCUGCUGCAGCGAGCCCGCAGCGCCGGACUGCUCUCGCAGGACUGGUCCAAGCGGGCCGUGGAGGACCUGCUGGCCCAGAUGUCGAGGUCGGCGGUCGAGGCCCAGCAGGACGAUCCGGAGGCGGCUUCCAGAGGAACCGACUCCAGACUGAACCUGGAGCGGUCCGUGGAAACCACCGCCCGCGAACGCAAAGCCGGCUGCAAGAACUUCUACUGGAAGGGCCUGACUUCCUGUUGAAGCAGCUGAGGCCACACCCCCUGGGACCAAACGACCAAUCACCUUCAGGGGCGGCUGAACCGACCAAUCAGCAGUCUUGCCUGAGUAAUUAUUGUAAUUGUCCAAUAAAGAACGAAGUCAAUCAGU